This is a messenger RNA of Manihot esculenta (cassava), 676 nucleotides long. RefSeq names its product macrophage migration inhibitory factor homolog. The record is from RefSeq and is a predicted model, not a curated record. Gene Ontology annotation, molecular function: phenylpyruvate tautomerase activity. The coding region runs from base 124 to 471 and encodes 115 amino acids. NCBI's taxonomy places the organism in Eukaryota, Viridiplantae, Streptophyta, Magnoliopsida, Malpighiales, Euphorbiaceae. The transcript is spliced from 3 exons.
AAGGACAGAAACAAACAGAGGAGAAGGUAGCUAGGAGCCGUUAUCUCCAAAGUGAAAAAUUAAAACCACCCGUUUAGAGUAGAGAAGCUUCCAACUCACCCAAAACCUCAUUGAAAUAGAAAAAUGCCUACCUUGAAUCUCUUCACUAACCUACCAGUGGAUGCAGUCACCACCUCUGAUAUUCUCAAAGAUGCCACCAAAGCUGUUUCUAGAAUUAUUGGCAAGCCUGAAUCCUAUGUAAUGAUUGUGCUGAAUGGUGGAGUGCCUAUUGCAUUUGCCGGCACUGAAGAACCAGCUGCAUAUGGAGAGUUGAUCUCAAUUGGGGGCCUUGGGCCUAGUGUUAAUGGAAAAUUGAGUUCAACUAUUGCAGAAAUCCUUCAAACAAAGCUCUCUAUAGAUAGCUCUCGCUUCUACAUAAAAUUUUAUGAUGUUCAGCGCUCCUUCUUUGGCUUUAAUGGCUCAACUUUCUGACAAGGUUCAAUUCUAAGGUAAUAUGCUGCAAAUUGAAGCCAUUUUCUGACUUCUAACUGCAGCUGAUGGCCUUUGUUUUUUUUUUUUUCAGCUUAAUGAGUAGCUUUACUUGCUUCAAAACAAAUUGUUGUCUAAGUUCUAUUGUAUCUUCAAAUUACCAUUAUUAAGUUCUAGUUAUGUUUUGAAAAUAGGGGCUUUUACUUAC